UUUAUCGUAUCCACGAUGGCCUCCUGUGCCAAGCACUGCGCCCAGAACAUUAAAGAGUCUCAAUAACUGCUUCAUCAUCAUCAUCAUCAUCAUGUUUUUAAAAAUAGCAAUCACCAUUUACUCAGCACUUAGGUUAUGUGCCUUGUCUAAGCUCAAAAGUUCUCAACACCAAUCUGUGGGGGAGCUAGGAAUGAAGCUGAACAGCCCAAGCCACACACACAAAUGCUCUGUCAUUCAGCUUUCAGAGUUCCCUUCUCCCUUUUUUAAAUGGACAAGAUAUCAAUUACAAAUGAAAACUUCCUGAAUUAUUUCCUUAUUCCACCUCUCUCCUUCUAGACUGUCAACUCCUUGAAGGCAGGCAGCUCCCAUGAUUCACGCUUAUCUAUAGAUCCUGCUCUACAUUUAACACCAUACCUUGCACACAAUCAAGACCCAGUAAAUACCUGCUGACUUAGGAAGGCAAAGAACAAAUUAUAACAGGUAGAAACUGAAGCAAAAACAGGAAACACAGAAAGCAGAAAUAUUGGUCAGCUAACCGACUAGCUUAUUUCCUCUUUUUUAUUUUCUCUUGUCAGUUCUUUAAUCGUUCUAGAGGCCAAGGCCUUGGGGCAGCCACUCUGCACAGCCCCUUGUGAUCCAAGCUCAGGGAUCUGCUCCAGGUUGGUUCACCCUUGGUCAAGGGGAAAUUAGAUGGGAGCAACCAGGCCAGACGAGGCAGGUUGGGCAGAGGGAGGUCUGUGAGCCUGGCCUCGCCCUACAUCAGGUCACUGUGCACUGAGUGAGCCCUGCUCCUCUGGUAAGCCCAACCUGCCCUCUUCCCAUUGCCCCUCCCCCACCCCAUAGGCGGGAACCCCAGACACCCUGCCCUCCCUGGACAGCAGGGGGCGCCUCAGGCACCAGCUCCUCCCCCUGGGUCCUGCGGCUACACUUCCGGUCCGGUCCCUUUAGCCCCUGGCUGGAUGCCUUCAGUCCCUGGCCCUGGAUAAAAACCAAAGCAGAGGAGAGGGGUGAAGCAGAGGAAUCCAACUAGGAGGAGAAGCUGGUCCUGCCCCCUUUCUCGGGCUGCUCCCCAGCUGGCCUCUCUCCGGGAGCCUGAGUCCAGGAAACAGGAAGUGCUUAUUCUGAGGACAAGAGACAUGGGCCCUGCUGGCUGUGUCUUCCUGCUAUCGCUUCUGCUGGGGGUCUCAGGCACAGAGGAGGAGGAACCAGAGAAUCUCUUUAAGUCAAUCUGUGGGCGGCCUGCAGUCUCAACUGGCAUUGCCUCAGGCAUGGAGGCCAACGUGGGGCAGUGGCCCUGGCAGGUCAGCAUCCGCCACGGCUUGCUUCACGUCUGUGCGGCCACCCUCAUCUCACAGCGGUGGGUGUUGACGGUAGCGAGCUGCUUACGGUCUAAGGACACCAGAAAAUAUGGUGUAUUGGUGGGGUCGCUUCAGGUCGUUGGUCGCCCAGACUCCAAAACGACGAUAAUACCUGUGUCCAGGAUUAUUCCCCACCCUGAGUUCCAGGAAAACAUAUCGAGCGCCAUCGCUGUGGCGGAACUGGCCUACCCAGUUUCCUUUAGCCCUGUAAUCCUGCCCAUCUGCCUCCCCUCAUCUGGAGUUCAGCUGAAGAACUCAACCUCCUGCUGGGUGAUUGGAUGGAGCUAUUCUGGAAUAUACCAAUAUAGGAAACCAUCUUAUACACUCAAGGAACUGAAAGUGCCCCUCACUGAUCUCCAGACAUGCAGUGACUACUACCAGAAAGAAACCUUGUUGCACAGAGUCAAGCCCAACAUCAGUGAAGCCAGGAUCUGCUCCAAACUCCCAGAGGAGCAGAUGGAUCAGUGUAUAGGCAGUAGAGGAGAUCCCCUGAUGUGUCACGUGGAGGAUUUCUGGGUCCUGGCAGGAGUGGUCAACUCAGAAAGCAAGAUCCUCAGUGUUAAUAAAGUUUGGUUGUUUCUAACUAUUAUUUCUCAUAUUCACUCUUUUGAUGAAACUGGACACCGGGCCCGGACAUGGCACUGCUCAUCAAACCAUGGUGAGGUGGCGUCCCACAUGCUACAACUAGAAGGACCCACAACUAAAAAUACACAACUAUGUACCAGGGGGCUUUGGGGAGAAAAAGAAAAAAAAUGAAAUCUAAAAAAAAUCUAAAAAAACAAAAAACUGACAUCUCAUUACUUCUGUUGUAUUCUAUUCUUUAAAAGGGUGUCAACAGGUGUGAAUAUCAGGAGGCAAGGAUCAUUGGGGCCAUUUUAAAGCCUGCCUUCCAUAAGUAGAGUAAGGAAAGUGUCCCAUCUAAGGAGGUGAGAGGCUAAGACUGACCAUAUCUAGCAAUUAAAUAGAGGCAUGCAGGAGUUUAAAUAGAGGUAUUGGGGGAGAAUGCCUUCUGAGUCACCCAUUAACCCCUCCCACUGAAAGCACAUCAUGGUUGUGCUCAUAAGUGUUCUGGGGUUAGGAAGGAGUUUAUUAGAGAGAUUUCCAGCUCACAUUAUCCUGUGACCAGAAAGUAGCCUGAGAACAUAUCUCAUAUAAGAAAUGUAUGUGAAUACCAUGUCUUCUCAGACAAGGGAAACAAAAGAAAAAAUAAACAAGUGGGAGUUCAUCAGACUAA
Messenger RNA from Equus caballus (horse), 2592 nucleotides. Lineage: Eukaryota; Metazoa; Chordata; Mammalia; Perissodactyla; Equidae. The record is from RefSeq and is a predicted model, not a curated record.